CGUUCCGUCUUCUUCCUCCACAUUCCCUCCGAUCUCUCGCCGGAGAGAAAGAGGGGGGAAUGAAAUCAUCCGAUUCAGGAGCUCGCAACAGGUAAGCAGCCAUCCUGUUCGUUCUCCAAUCAUCUCGUUUUGGUACUCCGAGAUCGGGUUGCGAGCUCGAUCUCGUUUGUCGCGUGAUCUGUGGUCGCCAUUAGUUUCUUUGCUGCUGAAUCCGAUUCACAUUAUGGGUAGAGUCGAUUCCGUUUCACGUCGAUUCAGUGCGUCUAGACCUGCUACGGUUGAGUUCACCGAUGUUUGUCAUGUUGAAAUCAGGCUGCCCGCUUCGCAUCCUGUGUCUUUGAGCUCGAUUGCGAUUUGUCUGCGCGAAAGGAGCAGUUUUUAACUUGUUAUGGUUCGGAGUCGGUUGGCUCCGGUGGGCCGUGGAUGGAUCCGAAGUCGCCUUCAAAAGUUAAAACCUCUAUCGCCAGAUUUGCACAUUAUACGUUGGCACUGAAGAUUGGUGCGGUGAUUGUUCUUGCUGGGUUGUUGUUAUUGAGUGGUUUGCAUUUGGGCUGGAAACGUGUCGUGUCUCAUGAUCCUGGACGGUCCUACUUUAUGGUCAUUGUGGACUGUGGAAGCACCGGCACUCGCGUUAAUGUGUAUGAGUGGAUGCUGAGAGCUGCAAAUGAAUGGGAGCUACCAAUUCUGGUGAAUUCUUACCCUGAUAAUUUGAUUGAGAACCGGACUUCUAACAGCUCUUGUCAGUAUCACUGUCUGCAAACCAAGCCCGGUUUAGAUAGAUUCAUCGGCAAUGCUAGUGGAGUGAGGGCUGCUCUGGAACCGUUGAUAACCUGGGCAAAACAGUGGGUGCCUGAAGAAAGACAUCCAGAGACUCCGAUUUUCGUUCUUGCAACUGCUGGACUCAGGAGGUUGGCAGUUAAGGAUGUGACACGGGUCUUGAAUGACGUCGAAGCUGUUGUCAAGGAACAUGCGUUUGUUUAUAAGAGGAGCUGGAUAAGGGUACUGCAUGGGAAAGAGGAAGCAUACUAUGGUUGGUUAGCUCUGAAUUACAAAAUGGGGAGACUUGGAAAUCAUUCUAGGUCGCCCACUUUGGGGCUUCUCGACGUGGGAGGUUCCUCGUUGCAGGUAGCGAUGGAAGUACAUGAUACAGUGAAUCAUGAGCAGUUGGUAAGACUGACAGUCGGUGCUGUCGAACAUUGGGUAUUAGCCUACUCUUUCCCGGCAUUUGGUUUGCAAGAGGCAUUUGACCGGACCCUUGUCAUACUAACACAAAAUGAAACACCAAGACAGAGGAAUGGUAACUAUAUUCUUAGCCACCCUUGUCUGAAUCCAAACUAUGUGCAGAACUAUGCCUGCUAUAAUUGCCGCACAAUGAAUACCCCGGAAGAAAUAUUUUUGGGCAGUGCAAAGCAAAAGGCAGAGUUUAGUAUUGUGAAUGUUGUUGGAGAUCCGAAUUGGGAAGAGUGCAGAAUACUUGCAAGGGCUGCUGCUGCCAAUUCAAGUUACUUAAAGCACUCUUCUGUAGCAGUUGGUACAAACAGGAAAGAGAACGUCUUUUACCACAAUGUUGGUGAAUGGCAAAACAUCAUGGGGGUUGCCCAGCCUGACCUGGCUUUUCACGCCUUAUCAGGAUUUUUUGCUGUUUACAGUAAGUUAAGAUUAGGCAAUAGAGCUAAUUUCACGCGGUUGUUGGAGAAAGGUCAUCAACUAUGUUCAAAAUCAUGGAUCAAUUCAAGCCACAUCACUGAACAUGGAAACUAUGGAGGACAAUUUUGCUUUCAGGUACCCUAUUUGGCGUCGCUCAUCGAUGAGGCGCUUCAUGUCGGCAACAGAGAUAUUAUAGUUGGGCCAGGGGAUAUAUCUUGGCCUUUGGGAGCUUCUUUGGUUGAGGGCAAAUUUAUGCAGUCGCGUCCCUUCAAAGCCAAUACGGCACUGUCAUCUUUUAGGAUCAGAACAGUGGGCUCCAUCCCAUCCCCUGUUUUCCUCUUUGUUCUACUUAUAUGCUUGGGAGCUUUCGUUUACCGUCGCCAGAUCAAGCUGCCAAUGCUGCAGAAGAACGGUGCUGCUGGGGUUUCACUGCCAUUAUGUAAUCCUAGACGCCAAAGAAGUCAAUUAUUUUGACCGUGGUUGCCUCGGUCUUUGUAGAAACUAGAUACUCCAUACGAUUAUGUACCUUCACUCGACCCUUGAGUUUUUUGCAUCCUUCUAGGUUA
Rhodamnia argentea is the source of this 2213-nucleotide messenger RNA. RefSeq names its product probable apyrase 7. Gene Ontology annotation, cellular component: membrane. NCBI's taxonomy places the organism in Eukaryota, Viridiplantae, Streptophyta, Magnoliopsida, Myrtales, Myrtaceae. The record is from RefSeq and is a predicted model, not a curated record. The coding region runs from base 424 to 2121 and encodes 565 amino acids. Gene Ontology annotation, molecular function: nucleoside diphosphate phosphatase activity. Gene Ontology annotation, biological process: nucleoside diphosphate catabolic process. The transcript has 2 exons.